Messenger RNA from Patiria miniata (bat star), 8383 nucleotides. Its product is annotated as multiple epidermal growth factor-like domains protein 6. Lineage: Eukaryota; Metazoa; Echinodermata; Asteroidea; Valvatida; Asterinidae. The transcript is spliced from 8 exons. Gene Ontology annotation, molecular function: protein binding; scavenger receptor activity. The record is from RefSeq and is a predicted model, not a curated record. The coding region runs from base 51 to 5690 and encodes 1879 amino acids.
GUAGGGUGGAAAGUUGGGCCAGAGACUGUGGAGUCUUUGGUGGAGAGAAGAUGGACCUUUGUUGGUUGCUUGUCACACUGGCUGUCUGUGGCCUCUGUCAGGCUCAGGAUUGCCCAGACGUGGAUGAAAAAGCUCUCCCGCCGCGACAAACUGUUGGCGUUUGUGAAUAUGAGAAACCAAUUAUAGUGACCGUGAACAGACAGGUGAAAGCCGUCAGACAAGAGCCCUACAAUGUUCCCUGUGGCAUCCAGAACACGGACUCCUGUGUGAUGCAUAGGUCGGUAUACUACCUGAAAACAACCCCCGUGGAAGAGCCCUCUACCGAGACGGUCCUCGAGUGUUGCCAAGGCUACACCGGCGAUCCAGGCACAGGUUGCACGCCUACUUGUACCAUCCCCUGCGCUAAUGGUGGAACUUGCACGACACCAGAAGAAUGUUCUUGCCCUGCAGGUUGGACAGGUGUAGACUGUAACACACCUUGCCCGACCAACACAUUUGGCGUUCAGUGUUCACAAAGGUGCACGUGUGAAAAUAACGGCAGGUGUAACCGGUUUACAGGAGAGUGUCAGUGUCCGCCGGGUUAUCAAGGGUUUCACUGUGAAGACGAAUGUGCAGAUGGUACUUAUGGUUUACGGUGCCAGUUUCUUUGUGAGUGUCACAACCUGGCAGCUUGCGAUGUCGUCACUGGGACAUGUUCUUGUGCAUCUGGCUUUCAGGGGCAAUUAUGCGAGGAAUAUUGCGACCAGGGUUCGUAUGGGCCUCAGUGUAGCAGGACUUGUCGUUGUCAGCCCGGUGCCUACUGCUAUGCCGAAGACGGGAGUUGCUCUUGCCCUCCUGGGUACACAGGGGACUUUUGUGAGAACGAGUGCAGCCAAGGGUUCUACGGUGUAAAUUGUCAGUCUCCAUGUAUGUGUGAAAACAAUGCUGCUUGUGACCACGUUGAUGGAAGGUGCACAUGUCCUCCAGGGUAUACUGGCUUGACAUGUAGAAGUAUCUGCUCUCCCGAUAUGUUUGGGCAGGACUGUCGCCAGCGAUGUACUUGUCAAAAUGGUGCUUGUCAUCAUGUAACUGGCGUUUGUUCUUGCUUCGACGGCUGGACGGGUGCCAAUUGCGACGCCCCAUGUAGAGCCAAUUACUAUGGCCGAAACUGCUUUGAAGAGUGCCAGUGCUUGAAUGGAGCAUCCUGCCACCACAUGACUGGGGUGUGUCAGUGUACAGCCGGCUGGGUAGGAACAUUCUGCCGAGAUCCAUGUCCACAAGGUAGGUUUGGCAUGGAUUGUACUUCGCCAUGUCGCUGUGACAACGAAGCUGCUUGUCAUCAUGUUGACGGAAGUUGUCGUUGUAGGCCGGGCUGGAAGGGGGCUGUCUGUAACGAGCCAUGUGCUAUGGGCUUUUACGGUCUAGAAUGCGCUGAGAGAUGUCAGUGUCGAAACGGGGCAGAGUGCAACCACAUUUCGGGAGCCUGUCGGUGCACUGCAGGUUGGCAGGGCCGGAACUGUGAAAGGCCAUGCUCCGAAGGUUUCUACGGACUGGGAUGUAACAGAGCAUGCCGGUGUCGAAAUGGUGCCGAUUGUAGUCACAUUGAUGGAGAGUGUUCUUGUACUCCUGGCUGGCAAGGACAGUAUUGCGACGCGCCCUGCAAUCCGGGUCGUUUUGGGUACGAAUGCAGAAUGGAUUGCCUUUGCCAAAACAAUGCUGCUUGUCACCACGUUAGCGGUUUAUGUACUUGUUCACCUGGAUUUACCGGUUCUACUUGCUCGGAUAUCUGUCCCAUGGGCUACUUUGGUCAGGAUUGUCGCAGUGAAUGUCAGUGUCAAAAUGGUGGCGCUUGCCAUCACGUAACGGGUGUAUGCAGCUGUACAGCGGGCUGGCUUGGGCUCACCUGCUCCGACCCCUGCCCACAAGGUAAAUAUGGAUUGGACUGCGGAGACAACUGCAUGUGUAAGAAUGAUGCACUUUGUAGCAACAUCGAUGGCAGCUGCAGCUGUGCGCCAGGAUGGCAGGGAACAAUAUGCGAUCAGCCCUGCGGUGCUCUUCGCUAUGGUACAAGAUGCGAGAAGAUCUGCAGGUGUCAAAACGGUGCCAUUUGUAAUCACAUUGAUGGAAUGUGCACAUGUACACCUGGAUGGCAGGGAGUGUUCUGCGAUGUACCGUGUGAUGACGGUUUUUAUGGCCACAACUGUGCUAAAGUAUGCCGCUGCGUAAACGGUGGUAUCUGCGAUACCGUGACAGGAGCUUGUACUUGUCCUCCCGGCUGGAGGCUAUUUUGUUCUGACCCGUGCGAGUCGGGCUUCUUCGGUCAAGACUGCAGUGGAGUCUGCAGGUGCCAGAACGGCGCAGAAUGUAGUCGGUUUGACGGAACUUGUACUUGUACGGCAGGUUGGUACGGUGCCUCUUGUGAUAGUCCAUGUCGGCCAGGGCUUUAUGGUCCCGGAUGUGAACAAAACUGCAGAUGCAGAAACGAAGCGACUUGUUCUCGUUUCGAUGGAAGUUGUUCUUGUGCUCCAGGAUGGACAGGACGGUUUUGUGAUACACCUUGUCGUGAGGGCUUCUAUGGUGCAGACUGUACCGAGGAAUGCACGUGUGUAAACAGCCUCUCUUGCUCACCCUUUGAUGGCACGUGCUCCUGUUCAGCUGGCUGGAAGGGCCAGAACUGCCAAGACCCGUGCGAUAAUGGCUGGUAUGGUCCGGGAUGCUCAUCGCCAUGCCAAUGUCGAAAUGGCGCGUCCUGCUCAAGAAUAGACGGCGAGUGUUUUUGCACAACAGGCUGGCAGGGGCGUUACUGUGAGGAUGAAUGUGAUAGAGGUACUUUCGGCCCAGGAUGUACUGAAACUUGCCAGUGUCAAAAUAACGCCCCAUGCAGUCGGUUUGACGGCACGUGCGAGUGUAGCCCUGGUUGGAUGGGUCUCCAAUGUAAUAUUGCAUGUCCUAGAGGAUUUUAUGGUGCCAAUUGCGAUCGUGAAUGUGGCUGUUCUAACGAAGCAUCCUGUGACAGGGUCACCGGUGAAUGUGUGUGUACUGCAGGCUGGACGGGUCGUUUCUGUGAUACGGCUUGUUCUAGAGGGCUCUACGGUCCAAAUUGCGAGAGCAACUGUUUGUGUGAAAAUGACGCUUCCUGCAAUCGCUUCGAUGGGACUUGUCAGUGUUCUGCUGGCUGGACUGGAAGGUUUUGCAACUUGGCAUGUGAGCGCGGAAGAUGGGGAGUGGCCUGCAGCGAGGCAUGUCAAUGUCAGAAUAAUGCAGCUUGUUCUCGAUUUGAUGGCUCCUGUUCUUGCUCUGCGGGAUGGAUGGGAAGAGCGUGUGACAUUCCUUGUAGACACGGUACUUAUGGCAUCAACUGCCAAGGCACCUGCUCGUGUAUGAAUGAAGCGUUCUGUUCACGGUUCAACGGUGCAUGUCUCUGUCCACCAGGAUUCAUGGGAUCUUCUUGUGAGCAACCCUGUCCAGAAGAUUUCUACGGUCUUCAAUGCAAGCUCCCCUGUACAUGCGCUAAUCGUGUAAGCUGCUCUCCAGUGGAUGGUAGUUGUAUCUGUCAAGCUGGAUGGAUGGGAGACCUGUGUGACACAGAAUGCCCCCAUUCACGAUGGGGUGUUGAUUGUUCUCAGUUUUGUUCCUGUAGUAACAAUGCUGGAUGUAACAGGUUUACCGGCGAGUGUGCUUGUGGAAGCGGUUGGACUGGUAAGGAUUGCAACAUCGAGUGCUCAGUAGGGUUUUAUGGAGUCAACUGUCUUCAACGGUGUAGUUGUGCUAACAAUGCACCUUGUUCUCGAUUUGACGGUUCUUGUAGUUGCGGACAAGGCUGGACUGGCCCUAACUGCAACGAGCCCUGUGAGGCUGGGUUCUUUGGAGAAAAUUGUCAGCACGCUUGUGGUUGCCAGAAUAGCGGGAGCUGCAAUAGGUUUGAUGGUUCAUGUAUUUGUCCCAGCGGUUGGGAAGGGACGUUUUGUAACCAGCCAUGUAUGGAGGGGUUCUAUGGCAGAAACUGUGAGAACCGAUGUGAAUGUCAGAAUGGUGCUUCAUGCAGCAGAUUUGAUGGGUCUUGCGAGUGUGACGCAGGUUGGACAGGAUUUGAAUGUGAUCAACCUUGCGGGGACGGAAGGUGGGGACCGGGCUGCAUGCAGCGUUGCUACUGUCGGAACGACGCCACUUGUUCUAGGUUUGACGGGGUAUGUUCGUGUACUACAGGAUGGAUGGGGCGGUACUGUCAUCUGCCAUGUACCCAGGGAAGACAUGGUCCAGGUUGCACAGCACUGUGCCAGUGCAGGAACGGCGCCCUGUGUGAUAGGUUCACUGGACGAUGCAUGUGCACUUCCGGCUGGAAAGGUGUCUUGUGUGACAUUGAGUGCGACGAGGGCACGUACGGUACCAACUGUGCCCAAACCUGUCGAUGUGAGAACGGCGCCCGGUGCCACCGCGAAACAGGAGCGUGUUCGUGUUCUCCCGGUUGGCAAGGAGAAUUUUGCAAUGAACCUUGCGUCGGUGAUAGAUUUGGUCUGGAUUGUCAAGAUCAGUGCGACUGCCGCAACGGUGGACUCUGCGACGCGAUCACUGGGGCUUGCAACUGUCCAGCGGGUUGGUAUGGGUUGACAUGUGAACAAAGAUGUCCUCCGAUGAGAUACGGUCCAGGAUGCUCUCAGAUCUGUCGAUGCUUGAAUGAAGCAACUUGCGACCCGUCGACGGGCAGGUGCGAAUGCCUGUCGGGUUGGAUGGGUACUCGUUGUGAUGUCCCAUGUCAGCAAGGCAGAUUUGGUAUUGAUUGUCUGCAGCAAUGCGACUGUGAAAAUGACGCCCAGUGUUCUAGAUUCGACGGGACCUGUGUCUGUCCACCAGGCUUUGUAGGUCAACGGUGCGAACGGAGGUGUUCCGGAAAUACGUUUGGUCUGGAGUGCACUGCUGAGUGUCAGUGCCAAAAUGGUGGCAUAUGUUCAACGUUUGACGGAUCCUGCAUUUGCCAGAGUGGUUGGAUGGGUCAGUUGUGCCAAAUACCCUGUGAUGCAGGCUUCUAUGGACCGUACUGCAACAGUCCGUGUCGUUGCUUUAACGGUGCCACCUGCUCUCGGUUUGACGGAAGCUGUGCAUGCACAGACGGCUGGACGGGCUCCUCCUGUAAUAUCGCCUGUUCUGGCGGGCGCUACGGACAAGCGUGUGCACAGAGAUGCCAGUGUCAGAAUGGUGCUACAUGUCAUCACGUGACUGGUGCUUGCACGUGCACGCAAGGAUGGACUGGCCCAUUCUGCACACAAAGAGUUCAAGAAGAAGUCAUUGGAAUUGGUAAACGACAGACAGUAGCCGGGCGGGUUGUCACUUGCAAUCAGGCCAGCAUCUUCCCUCUGAACGGAUACCACUACUUCGAAUGUCUGGAUAUCCGCGUUGAUAACAACUUGAGAUUUCCCAACACCAUCACUUGUCGUAAUCUGUGGGUAGACCGAAUAAUCGACAGCACGAGUCCGGGCUACACGGAAAGAACGGAUCAUUUAGAUUUCUGCAUCCAUCUUCUCAAAGCUAACAAGUUGGACGGUCGAUUUGAAGACAGAGACGUAUCGAUCGAGGCUCGAUAUACAUGUUCGAGGACUCGUGAAACCCGGAUCCAAUGGCUGUACAGCAGCUGGCGAUAUGGCGGUUCACAAGAUGCCGGCUACACGCAGGAUCUACGAUGCAAAGUGCCAUUAGGGAAACUCGAACUUCCCUAAAACUAUUUAGCUUACCACAGUUUACUAUUUUAUAUAAAAAACUACAUAAUUACAUUAUAUAAAAAAACAUUUUAAAUAAUGUAAUUAAAGAUGUACUGUCCGAGUAAAUUUCGAGUUUCAGCCAGAACAGUUUUUGUUUUCAAAUUGUGUUGCUUUUAUUAUUUUAUUCUUCUUUUGCAAUAAAGGAGUUAUCCACUUCUUUAAAAUAACCAUCCAAGCUUUCAUAACUAUAGAAAUUUUUGUAACUUCAGAAAGUGAAUUUAUUUGUGGCACUGAUGUCGCCCGAGAAAACUUGCUCCCGCCCUUUUUGUAUUCGGUGUUAGGGAUCAAGAACCAGUCUACUCGCAGAGUGGAUCUGUUUGUGCCAUAAAGAAAUCCGACAUAAUGCCUUUUAAUAGUUUCAGAAGGCUGUAGGCGUUAAAAAGAGAAUUGUUACAAUAUAAACAUACAAGUUAAAAUGUGUCACGGAAAAAGCGUCGAAUUCGAAGAAGAGCACGGACAGUACAUCUUUAAUGAACUCCAGCACAAACUGAACCUCUCUCAUGGUAAUUAACGUAUAUGCUUAAUGGUUACUUCUGAGUAGUUAUAGUUUGGUUCAUUUUUCAUUCUUGCAUGUUUUCAUUCUAGCAAUUUGACAAGAUACGGAACAUGUGGAAGUUUCAACAAUAUUUACAAUCAAGGAAUCAAGUACAGUUAAGGACCCGUGAUAGUAACAUUACGCUAAUUGGAAGAAGUGAAUUAAUAAUACACUAAGAUUAUUAUUCAACUUUGUGUAUCCAAUUGCUGCAUUUAGAGGCUUGUGUCUGGUCGGAUCUACCGUAAAAAAAGUUAAUUAGGUCGACUGAGGGAAAGUUAUGCGGUUCGGAAUGAUUGGCCAAUACAUGACAACUUUUUUUUGACCAUGCCCGUGCAGAUAAUAAUUAUCUUGACAUAGGCUUACUGGGUUAAAAAAAAAGUCUGCCACUUCUGCUGGUCUCAUGUAGGAGAGCGGCACCAUGCGCUCACUUUUGCAGGCAGCUUCAUGCUCCUAAUCAAUUUUGGAACAACUUCAGGAAGUUAAGGAUACCAAAUAAUCAGUACCGGUACCCAUUUCUUUUCAGUCGGCUAGUGCUCCAAAGUUUCGUCGCAGAUCUUGGGAUUGGGGGGGGGGGGGGGGUUGACAUUGACGAUUCCGUCUACACAAUGUACAUUGUACAUGUAGUUCACGGAGUCCACGAUUAUAAUGCUACAGAAGGUGAUUAGGUCAUAAUUAAAAACCAUCUCAAGAAUCAACAGUCUUCAGCAUUUUAGAUGUACACGUAACAUUUCUUAAGCCGUAAGGGGUCUAUAAUUCAUGUAUCUACAGUGAAUGACGCCACAUAAGAAGAAGUUUUACUACAGCGAGAUAGCUUUCUUUCUCAAAAUGAUACAGAAAUCUAAGUUUAUAAGUUACAGUUAAAUAAGGUGAACCUGGCUGUUGUAGAAAUUGAUGUAUCCAAUGCAGUUUGGUUUGAGAGACCCUCGUGUUUUUUUGCUUCUGUUUCAGAAUACUAUAGCCUAUUCAUGAAAACACUUGAAUAUUAUACAAUAUAAUUUUUGUUUGUUUUAUAAUAUGUCAAGAUGGAUCGAUCAAACUCCAUGCAGCUAUUGUUUUUGUGAGGAAAAAAAAAAGUUAAAAAAACACCUCAAUUUUUACCCCUUACAUCAUCAAAAGUGUGUCAAUCUAGAUUUGUCGGUUUUUAAACCGGUUCAUGACAAAACAACCAAGAAAGGCAACAACCAAAAAUAGCACGUUCAUCUCUUGAAAUAUGUCGAAUUAGUUUUUGUUGGAUAUUGGCAAAACAAAACUAUAAAAUAAAAUACAGUUAUUACAUCAAGAAGAUUAUUGUCAUUUGACAAAUAAAUUGAUAAAGAAAAAUUGAAACUGGUAAACUGCACGAGGUCUGCCUUGUUGUGAUAUUUGGCUUUUCUUGCAACGCCAGGCUGUCCAUUACUUUUACCGACUGAAUUUAAUUGAUGAAAAACUUUAAAAAUUAGUCGUUCAACCAUUUAAUAAUUCAAUUCAUUUCAUUUGAGUGGCAAAUAACAGACUGUACUUGAGGCUACAUUAUAUUUGAACAACACUCACAUUUAGAUUCAGAUUUAACUACCGGAGUACUCUCCCUUAUUAAAAUACAAAACUCGUCGUUGCAUCAUAUCGAAAAAAGUAUGAAUAUUGAGAUAUUAUUGUUUAAACAAAGUUUGCUUUGUCAACCGCUGUCGUUGGGGGAGUUGUUGUUGAUUUCCGUGACUUUGGACCCCGGAAAAUAAAUCACGACUUUUCCUUUGUGGGAUAUGAAGAAGAAAGAUCGGAAUGAAAUAACCCCUUGACGAUACGGUGGAACUUUGAAGCAAACUUAAUUAUAUUAUACAGUUUAUGGUAUUAUUUUGUGAGCUACAUGACUUACGCUUACAAAUUACGCUACUCGUUAUAAUAAAAGUCGACAAGUGAAACAAACAUUAUUACAUGUUGUAAAGGAGUUACAGAGUAUUUAUAAACCCAACGUGGUUUAAAGAUUAUUAUAAUCAUCUUGUUUGCUUACGGCCAUUUUAUUUUGUGAAUAGUUGUUCAAACCUCACUUCAACAACGAGUGAAGAUUCACGUCUUUAGAUUUCUUAUUUUAUGAAUGUUGAUUCACAUCGAAUUAAACAUUACAGUUUGUUCAAGUUUAAAA